AUUGUCUAUUAGGUUGAUUGUUCCACGAUAUGUGAAACAUGAGUAUGCAAAUGUAACGACAUAAAAUCUCACCAAUGAAUAGUUGUUGAUUACCAAUAAUUUUUACUAUUUACCAAUAGUAAAAAACUUAUUCUUACGAGUUACUAACUACCCGCCAUUAAUUAAGCGCAUUUUUUAAAAUUGAUUUACUCGCGCUGACGGCACAACUUGCAGUUCCGUAGCCUGCCUAGCGAAAGCUCACUUUAGAGUUUAGACUUUAGACUUAGAGAGAGUUGCAGAUAUUUUCAUUAUCCAUUCCCGCCAGGACCUCCGUCUUCUUCCGUCGCCGGCUGGCAACUCUACUCCAUUUGCCGGCAUUAUGCAUCUCUACUUACUUUCUUCCCGCGUCUCUUUCUCUCCGCCCGUCUUCUGGCAUGCAUCUUCUUCCGCCACCCUCCCCUUCCCCGCCCCGGCAACCGCUAAACCCCUCCCUCCGCCGUCUUCGCGGCCGGCGAAGAGCCUCAAAUUAGAAGCUGCAAUUCCUCCGUCGAACAGCAAGUGCGCUCUCGAGUGCCCUCAUUUCCAAUCAUGCUCAGGCUGCACUCACGAGCUCGACCUCGAUCGUCCCUCCGUGGUUGAUGAGGCGGCUGAGUUCUUCAGCAAACUCGGAGUCUCGGAUUUCACUUUCGAUAGUUCUAGACUUUGGGAAUGGAGGUGUCGAGCGAAGCUUGCCGUCCGGGGUUCGUCGGCGACCCCUUUGAUUGGACUGUACGAGGAGGGGACUCAUAACGUGGUCGACAUUCCCCAUUGCAAAGCUCAUCAUCCAAGAAUCAAUGCUGCUGUUGAACUGUUGAGAAAAGGUAUCACUGCAUUGAGGAUUCUGCCUUAUGAUGAAGAUCAGGGAACCGGUGACUUGCGAUAUGUGCAGAUGGCCGUUACCACUCACAACACAUCACUUCCUGUCUCGGAUAGAUAUAAAAAUGGUAAAGUACAGGUUUCUCUAGUUUGGAAUACAAGAAAUGAGACCUCUCCUAGUUCUGAAAAGUUAACUGCCUUGGCUCAGUUCUUGUGGAGAAAUGGUGGACCAAAGAGCAACGAAAAUAUCAUCCACUCUGUGUGGGCUAAUUUCCAGACGUCGUCUAAUAAUAUUAUCUUCGGGAAUAGGUGGAGACAUCUUUUAGGAGAAACGGAUUUGUGGGAGCAUGUUGGAGGUAUCGAUGUAUCCUUGGCUCCAUCUAGCUUUGGCCAAGCCAAUACACGCGCUUUUGAUUCCUUACUGUGGAAGUUACAAAAAUAUGUACCUCGAAGAUCAUCAGUUGCUGACUUGUAUGCUGGAGCUGGAGUAAUUGGGUUGUCAGUUGCCGCCAGUAGAAAAUGCAGAUCUGUCAAGUGCGUCGAGGUUAAUAAAGAGUCGAAAUUGUCCUUUGAGAAGACUGUUGAACGCCUUCCAAAGUCCUUAGAUGGCAGCAUCAGCUGGCACCAAGCAGACACUUCUGCUGAACCUCUUUCUUGGCUCAUGGGGUCUGAAGUAGUCAUUGUUGAUCCACCAAGGAAGGGACUGGAUGCGCCUCUUGUUGAUGCAUUGAAGACUAUAUCCUUCCGGAAUCUUAAACCAAUGCCAUCAACUGAUGGCUCUCAAGUCAAAGAAGAAAAAAGACCAUGGGUCUUACGUGCCAGAGAAUCUUCAGUUUAUGUUAGGAGUUCAACAACAUCGGAUGGACCCCUAGUUCUCCCUCAAACACUAAUCUAUAUAAGCUGUGGUUGGGAGAGCUUCAAAGAGGAUUGCAAAGCGCUGUUGUCUACGAACAAAUGGCGGUUGGAACAUGCACAUGGUUUUAAUUUCUUUCCUGGAACUCAGAGCAUAGAGGUUCUGGCUGUCUUCCAGAGGGGCAAAGUAGCUAACCUCAAGAAAAAGAAACUAGGAAAGAAGAAAAAACGUUCAUGAGCAUCUUGGAAAAUUGGUGUUAUAUAUCAGGAAGCUUCACUGGUCCCAAAUCGGGACUAGAAGAUGAGCUAAGGAAGUAAUGCAGAAUUUUCAACCGAUCAAGAAAAGCUCAAGAUGUGUAUAACAAGCAUACAGCUGAGAUACAUCUGUAUAAGCGAAUGUAAAAGAUCACAGAAGCCAUUUUGUUGUGUUUGCUCUUUUCUACACGAAAAUAAUGAUGUGUUUGAGUUUAUCAUAUCAAACUGGGAUGCCUAUGGGAUUCUGGCACCAUCUUGUAAUGUUGAUGAACCCCCUGUAAAAAUUGAUUGAAAGAAUAGGAAUCUUAUUUCGGAAAUGAGAAGGUCGAUAUUUUGAGGUUUUAGUUGUGCUUUCCUCGGCUCUUGGAUCCUGCAAGAUGAGGGAAGGCUGUCAAAAUGUUAUGUGCCCUUAGAUCCUGCCGAGUCAGAAUGCCAACCACCGGAGGAAUCUGCAAAUCAAGCAGCUGGUAAGAUAAGUAUAAUGGAUACUAUAAGUCUAUAACAGGUAUGUUAUCUGCAGAAAACUCUUCAACUUUACCAAAAUUUACUUACCCCUGCAGCUUGAUACUUAGGAACCACAAGCAAAUGGCGAAGCCCGACUUGCCUGAAGAGCACCAUUGCCUUUGCUACUGACAUGCUUUCAACCACUGUGAAAGGAGUUGAAUUGGUUAGAGGAUGCAAAUCAACAUACAUUUCCAUUUCUUCCCUGGAACCACUUCUUCUUCAGCACUUGAACCAGAUGAGCUCUUAGAAUCAGCCCAUGUAUCUCAGUUGCUCCUGCUGCUGCAACUCCCAAUGGCGGCACAACUCCUUCAUCCACAACUGGAAACCCAUGGUGGGAUGUGUUUCUAAGCACAUCAACAAUCUUCGAUACCUUCUCUACUCCACAUAAGGUAACUACUGGCUCUUUGGCAUCAACAAGCUCUGCAACUGUGAAGUUUCUCAUCCACGGCUCAGGAUUAGCAUCCAAGAACGGCAAUCCUUUCAGCUCCAGGAUUAUGUCGUAUAUGCUUGGAUUGAAGCUAUCCCCUACAGAUUUCGCUAUGAGUAAAACUAUCAUUGUUAUGGGGAGCAACAAGAGGUUGUUGGUGAGUUCGAGAAAAAUCACACAAAGGGAGACCGUCAUUCUCAUUGAUCCAGCCAUGAGUGAAGCUGCACCUAGCACUGCAUAAAGGCCUUGGUCGAUUUUGGUGUAAGAUCCCAUGGCGAGUGCAAGCAGGCGGCCGUAAGCGGAUCCCAUUAGGAUGAUCGGGAGGAAAAGGCCAGAAGGUACAGCAAUGCCAAAAGUGAACAGUCCUAGAAUGCAGUACAGAACGAAGAAAAUGACGAGAGACAUUGGCUGAAACUCGGUUGGAGUGUUGGUGGAGAAGAUAUUCCUCACUGCAUCAUCAUUCGUGGCAGAGAAGGGUCGCAGGGCUGGCAUUUCGCUAGGAAUGGGAGGCAGUAGAGACACACUGAGGUGAAGAUAGAGACAGUUAAGGCUAAGAGAAGCUUGUGAAACUUCCCUUUCCUGCAUCAUAUAAAGGUGGGUGGUUAUUAUGAUUGACUCACCCAUGGGGAACUUAUGAAGAGAAGAAAGCUGGAAUGAAAGUGUGGCUUACUCGUUGAUGAGAUUGUACAGCCUAAGCACCUUGUGAAGCAGAUAAUUGUACAGACUCCCCAGAACUCCACCAAUGACCCCAAUCAAUACCACUGGUAUGACAUCCAUCACAUGAUACCUCACUUCCACACUGCUCACAUCAAACAUGAUCAACCCACCACUCCCAAACAGUCCACAUCGCCCCGAAUUGCAGAUCUCGAUGAAUGCUCUGAGGAUCACCACGACCACAGCCGUGCUGAAGAAAUUCCUCCACAGCAAUGCACUCCUCCACCAGGUGGCGACUUCCUCGAGGGCGAACAGCACACCACCAACUGGAGACCUGAAAGCUGCACAAACACCUGAUGAAGCUCCACAGGUUAUUAUGUCUCGCCUGUCCCUGUCGUUGUUGAAGUAUCGAAGCCAUCGCCACUUGAGGCGGUAGUUGUCUGGGCCUCCUUGUCCAAGCAGGGAGGCAAUGCAGCUGCCGAUGUGGACUAGAGGGCCUUCUUUGCCAAGGUCUAGCCCUGCGGAGACUGCUCCAAUGCUUCCAAAUAUCUGGGAAGAAGAGAAGUGAUGGCAUCUUGUUUAGGUUCAUUGCAGAUUGUCGUGGCUACGUGCUGCCUUUUUAUUAAAAAGAAGUCAAAUGCUAGGAUAGUAAAUGUAAGUCAAGAAAGCUAGCAACCAUUUCGUACUUAUUUACAUGUGACUUGACCAUUAGCUCAAAGAUUAAGGCUUUACCUCUAUAAGAACUAAAGAGUUUGAUCCAUUAGUGAUCUUGCUAGUGUGUUUGGUUUACUGAAAUGGGUAAAUGGUUUCACUUCGUGG
Molecule: messenger RNA, 4345 nt
Organism: Linum tenue
Lineage: Eukaryota; Viridiplantae; Streptophyta; Magnoliopsida; Malpighiales; Linaceae
Source: the annotation of a GenBank genome assembly